Acinonyx jubatus (cheetah) is the source of this 1398-nucleotide messenger RNA. RefSeq names its product mitochondrial ribosomal protein S9 (gene MRPS9). Gene Ontology annotation, biological process: translation. Gene Ontology annotation, molecular function: RNA binding; structural constituent of ribosome. The record is from RefSeq and is a predicted model, not a curated record. Gene Ontology annotation, cellular component: ribosome; mitochondrial small ribosomal subunit. The transcript is spliced from 11 exons. Lineage: Eukaryota; Metazoa; Chordata; Mammalia; Carnivora; Felidae. Bases 44 to 1216 code for a protein of 390 amino acids.
GCCCCGCCCUUUCACCCUCCAGCCCCGGUCUCCAGCAGCCAAGAUGGCGGCUCCCUGUGUGUUCUGGGGCGCAGCGGUUUCCUACCGGCUCUUUCUCGGAGGUAGGGUUAGCCUUGCCCUCAGACAGGGCGUCUGGAAAGCCGCGGCUGCUGAGUUGCAGAUACUAAGGCUAAGACACACCACAGGUGUAACAGCAAAGAAAAAUGUUGCAGCCUUAAGACGUGAAACUUACACAGUGGAUUUUAUUAAAAAGCAGAUUGAAGAGUUCAACAUAGGAAAGAGACAUUUAGCCAACAUGAUGGGAGAAGAUCCAGAAACUUUUAUGCAAGAGGAUAUUGAUAGAGCUAUUGCUUACCUUUUUCCAAGUGGUUUGUUUGAGAAGCAAGCCAGGCCAAUAAUGAAGCAUCCUGAACAGAUUUUUCCAAAACAGAGAGCAAUCCAGUGGGGAGAAGAUGGCCGUCCAUUUCAUUUUCUCUUCUAUACUGGCAAACAGUCGUAUUAUUCACUAAUGCACGAAGCAUAUGGAAAGCUACUAGAUGUAGAAAAACGUCAGAAUCAGUUGCAAGCCAAAGGUCUAUUUUCAGAAAAAACUAAAACCAAAGACCUGAUUGGCAGCAGAUGGCUGAUUAAGGAGGAACUAGAAGAAAUGUUAGUGGAAAAACUGUCAGAUCAAGAUUAUGCACAGUUCAUUCGGCUGCUAGAAAGGUUAUUGACAGCGGAGUGCAGUGCCGAAGAAGAAGAGUUUGUGCAGAGGUUUCGUAGGAGUGUAACUGUUCAAUCAAGAAAACAGCUGAUUGAACCCUUGCAGUAUGAUGGGCAAGGAAUGGCCUUCAGCACAAGCGAAGGUAAAAGAAAGAGUGCAAAAGCAGAAGCCGUUGUUUAUGAGCGUGGAAGUGGAAGAAUAAAAGUAAAUGGAAUCGAUUAUCUGCUUUACUUCCCAGUGACACAAGACAGAGAACAGCUGAUGUUCCCUUUCCACUUCCUGGACCGGCUUGGAAAACACGAUGUGACCUGCACCGUGUCGGGUGGUGGGCGGUCUUCGCAGGCGGGAGCCAUACGCUUGGCGAUGGCCAAAGCCUUGUGCAGUUUUGUCACCGAGGAAGAGGUCGAGUGGAUGAGACAAGCUGGACUGCUGACUGCCGAUCCACGGGUCAGAGAACGGAAGAAGCCAGGCCAGGAGGGAGCCCGCAGAAAGUUUACCUGGAAGAAGCGCUAAGUGUUCUUUCACAGGAGAGGAGAGGAAACGCUGUGUAUAUGUGCCCGGCACGCGGCAGACAUAUGAUAAAUAUUUGCCGGCCAGUGUGAGGGCAACACUAUCGGGCGUUUGAGUUGUGAGACGGUUUAUUUUUAAAUGCUACUUCGUAAAGGUUACCCUGUAAAUACAAUUUUUAAAACAUG